Exophiala viscosa is the source of this 2642-nucleotide messenger RNA. RefSeq lists its product as uncharacterized. The transcript is spliced from 3 exons. Lineage: Eukaryota; Fungi; Ascomycota; Eurotiomycetes; Chaetothyriales; Herpotrichiellaceae. Gene Ontology annotation, cellular component: nucleus. The coding region runs from base 174 to 2420 and encodes 748 amino acids. Gene Ontology annotation, biological process: regulation of transcription by RNA polymerase II; DNA-templated transcription. The record is from RefSeq and is a predicted model, not a curated record. Gene Ontology annotation, molecular function: zinc ion binding; DNA-binding transcription activator activity, RNA polymerase II-specific; RNA polymerase II cis-regulatory region sequence-specific DNA binding.
AUAUUCCCCGGGUUCUCUUGCCUUCUUCCGUUUCUCGACGUCGAUAACCUGUUCAUCAACGAUCUCAACAUCUCGAUAAUAUGAGACACAAGGCGCGAUCACCUAUGGCUGCGCUUAACGCUCCGAGGUUGUAGAUCUGACCAUGGAGUUCAUCAUCCCUCCAUCUACCCGAUAUGGCCGACGCUUCGAGUCAACUUUCGUCGAGCGCGACGAAGCGACCACGACCCGUGAUAUCUUGCUUAGAAUGCAGGAGGAAGAAACUCAAAUGCGACCGAACGCAUCCAUGUCAACAAUGCAUCAAGAUUGGUCGUCCUGGCCAGUGUGAAUACCAGUCAGGAGUCGAACCGCUGCCCAACAUUGCGUAUGCUCUGGCAAGUCCAGCCAAGAGACAGCGCAUCCAUUCACCUUCAGUAGAAGCUGUGGACAGAGGCAUUACGGUACCGAACGGCUCGCAUGAUCUGCCGGUAUCUUCUGCAGGUAGAGGCGUUAUUGAAGACUUGCAGGAACGAGUGGCCAGGCUUGAGAAUGCCAUUUUGGCAGGAAACACUGCGCGCGAGGAGUCCCAGAAUCCUCACACAGCAGCGCCAAUGUCUCUCGAAGCCAAUGGUACUCAUGCCGAUGAGAGUAACGGCCCUUCGACAUCACAACCACUCAAGUUGAUGUUCAAGGAAGCAUGCCUUUUCAUGUCGCAUUUGCAAGAUACUGCCAUCAAGUCCGAGAUGGCGAGCCUCCGAAAUGAUCUUCAGACCAUACAUUAUUCCGUUGAGAUAAACAACCACAGACUAUGGCACCAGCCGGCACCACCCCAGCUGCUAGAUCAGCAACCUUUUGACCUGCCACCCUUCCACAUCUGCGAAAAAUUGGCUACAUUGUAUUUUGACAAUAUGGAACACUGUUUUCGAGUCUUGCACUACCCGUCGUUCAGGAACCAGCUCAAAAUCCUCUUCACGGAUGGACUCGGGAAGGACGCCUGCAGCUUCGGCUUUCUACCCCAGCUUAUAGGUGUCCUCGCCUUCGCUAUCACAAUCGGAACUCACCCUGAAUGUGUAGCUGCGGCAUCAUGCGCAAUCCUCGAGCCCUCCCGAGCCCUGGACUUCAUGAGCAACUUCCUCAGCAAAGCCCGACCACGGCAAAGAUACACUCUGCCAGUCAUGCAGACCAAGGCGCUCCUGCUAAUCUGCAAGUGGGCGUUCUUGCAACCAAUGGAUGACUUGCUCAGGCUUGGUGGGGAAAUACUUCGCGAUGCUCUUAUCAUGAAAUUGAGCGAAGAUCCUUCCAAGCUCGCCGGGAUUGAUAUCUUCGAAGGCGAGCUACGAAGGCGGCUAUGGAUGAGCAUUGUCGAAACAGACCUCAUGUUAUCACUUAUGUGCAAAAUGCCCUGCAUGGUCCCAGCAUACACCUCAAAGCCUCCACAAAACAUCAACGACGACGAGCUCUACGCAGACAUCGAUUCACUGCCCCAAUCGCGUCCUGUGGAGGAAUGGACAGAUGGGUUAUGUCAAUAUGUCCUCUCUCAAUCCUUUCCUCGUCGGCUAAGCGCAUGCAAAGAAACGGAGGGCACCACGCACGUCAGAUUUGCUGAUAUCCGGCACCAUUUGACAUAUCUGGAAAAGAUCCUGCAAGAGCUUCCAUCUCCCUUGCGAUUCACUUACCAAGGCGACCAAGCGAGCAAAACGCCCCCACGUCUACUUGCGAGAAUGGAGCUGGACUUUAGCAUAAGACGACCCUUGAUGCAUCUUUAUACCUGCGCCGCCACUACGCCUUAUGUGACCGAUAUCCGGUCAGAGUGCAGCGAUGGCUUCGUGCAAUCAUGUCUGAUGAUUACCACUUUCCAAGAUCUUUUCGAUCCCAGGUACUCAGAGAUAGACGUGCCUCAACCUGAAGGGUAUUGGGAUUUCUUUCACAACCUGUACCGAAUGGAAAUGGGUUUGGCUAUCCUUGGUCUAUGCCUUGAGAUCAAAAAGCUUGCUUCUCUCGCUUCGAUGGAUGGCGAACCAUCCCACCCGGGCGGUCCACGGUCGGCAGUAGUCACGAAGACGAGUCUGAUACAUUCGGUCCAGGACACCUUGGAACCGCUGAAGCUCCGUCUGUCUCAUAUGGGUGGGAAUUUCAAAGAUCUCGUCUAUUUCACCAUCGUCGUGACCUCCCUUUUGCCGGAGCAUCCAGGGCAGACUAAGGAGGACGUGAUUCGAGAGAUGUUGCAAGAGCUGGCCCAGGAGUGUCUGAGUCAGUUGCGCAAGGAUGAUGUUCCAAUUGUCGCCUCACCGCAUAACAAUCAUGCUCUGGGAGACUCUGCCUCGGCGGGCAACGGGGCUUUCGCUGGGACGGGAACGUAUGACCCGUCUUGGGCGGACUUCCCGACUCUCGACAUCUUCGAGCCGUUGGACCAGGUUGAUUUGUCGGGUGAUAGUGCAACUUGAAGAAUAAGGGACACUUCACAUCUGAACUGCUUGGGUUUGUUUUCUGCAUGGCGCAAUAUAUAGCAAUCUGACUUGGGUCCGGAGCAAUCCGCACAUCGAUAUGUGGUAUUUUGGUUAUAGCGGAGUGCACAGGUGGAAGGUGGGAUUUGUCAGGACUAAGUAUCUUCAUAGCAUUGCUUUCAAUUCCUGGUAGAGAUCAAACUUUAAAGUGCCUGUUCUAUG